Messenger RNA from Heteronotia binoei (common prickly gecko), 5859 nucleotides. It is a transcript of the gene FBRS, whose product is annotated as fibrosin. The transcript has 18 exons. The record is from RefSeq and is a predicted model, not a curated record. Bases 1810 to 5064 code for a protein of 1084 amino acids. NCBI's taxonomy places the organism in Eukaryota, Metazoa, Chordata, Lepidosauria, Squamata, Gekkonidae.
UGUGGGCGGAGUUGCGUGCCGUGCGCAGAGAGGAAGGGGAUCCGGCAGCGACAGCCAGAGAGGGAGAGUCCGAGGGCUGCUGCGGAGACAGAGCGGGGAGGGGGUGAAAAGACGACGCGACCAAAAGCCCCCCCCGCCCUUGGGGGAAGGGUCGCAGCACCCGCCUGGCCGCUCGCUCGACAGCUUCCCUCAGGCCGGACCGCUCCAGCCACCCCUCCCCCCAUCCUUACUCACCUCACGGCUUCGGCCAAUCAGCUGAGGGGGGGGCCGCGAGGUAGCGGAGGGUGCCAGCCCUGCGGCCAAUCAGCGUUGGGGGCGCGCGGGACCCCUUGCCGCGAGCCUCAGCGAGGGUGGGGGGACGCGCCUUGCAGCACCCUCAACGGCCGGCGCUCUUAAAGGUACAGCUUUGGAGGGGGGCGACGAGAAGAGGGGCCCUUUCAGCCGGAGGACAACAACCCCCCCUCCAGCUCCUGUCAAUGGAUUUAAAGGGAGUUCGGCCUUCUUAAAGGGGAGUUUUCCUCGGCCCUCAUUGUGGCUGGGAGGGAGGGGUGGCUCUUAAAGGUGAAAUUUGGAUUUCUCUGGACGUGGAACGCUCGAGCCUUAAAGGGGAGUUGGAGCUGGAGAGAAAAUACGUGGAGGGUUUUUAAUUCCGAUUGUUAGAAGACGAGGCCUGACCAGGAAACCGGGGGAAGAAAUCUAGACGCUUUAAAGGGGAGGCUGCGCCUGGCAGGGAAUGCGUGGUGGACAUUAAAUCGUGAUUUUCCAAGGGGGGGUAUAGGAUUGAGAGGAAACGAGGUUCUCCGAUCUGGGGCCUUAAAGGCAAAGUCACAGCAUGUACGGAAGGAUCCAGGAGACCUUUUAACAUUAAAGGCUUGCAAAGAGGAAGUGACCCAGGUAAAGAAGGCCAAGCAGGAAUUUUGGAGGAAGGGAGGCCGCUGCAGAACUGCUGAUGGAAACCCGCGUCAUCAAAGGGGAGGAAGUGGCUGCCCUCUGAGCGGAAACCAUUUGCCAUUGUUGGCAGAAGUUGCAUCUGCAGUCUUAAAGGGGAGGUUGUUUGAGUUCUUACUGCUUGGGUACAUACCAGGCCUGAUUCUUAAAAGAGCAAGACCGGGGACAAUUCUUUUUUCAAAAAUAUAGGCACUUAAAAGUGGAAGUCUGUUUUGUGCUGUUAGACACAUACCAAGUUCUGGAGUUUGUUUAAUGGGCUUUUAGAAGCAGACUCUUAAAGGCACCUAUCCUUUAUCUCUAGUUGCUGGAGGGAUGUAAAAGUCCUUAUUAAAAGAGCGUGUGCUGGUGUUUGGGAUAUUUUUAUUCAAGGCAGAAAGGUGAUGUUCAGUAAUAAAGGAGAUUGGCAGUGGCAGAGGCUUUUAUAUUAGAACAGUCUCAAACUCAUUUCUAGUUUUUAUUAUGUUGAAAGUAUUUAAUUCUUUAAUUUAAGGAUCUUCUCUCUAAGGGGAGGACAAAAAAAGGAAGCUGCCAUUCCUGUCACAGGGAAUUAAAAGGAGGUGCACUGACUUGUGAAGUAAAGAUCCUUCUGUUUUGAGUAGGUUCUGUAAAUGUAAAUUGAAGAAAGGUUCAGAAGAGGAAGGAAGGAAUUUCUGGUGGAGGAUUUAACAUUCUUUCUGGAAAAGGGUCGUAUUGCCUUUUUAAUUGGUGCUCUGCUGAGUGGCAUCCAAAGAGAACAGCCCUAUUGAGAGCAGCUGCAAUGAAACUGGCUGGUGAGGGGUGAAGGGUGCCCUGCCUUUGGCUGCAUCUGCCACACCCGUAGGACACAGCGCGAAACAUUCUCUGUACCUCAAGAGGGACAUCAUGGAAGGAACAGCAGCAGCUCCUGCCCCGUGUUGGAGUGGGGGAGGAGGCAGCAGUGGCAGAGCCCGGAGGCAACGGCGUUGCUCACGGCGGGACCGUGAGAGUCGCUGCACUCACCGCAGAGGAAGCCGUCCUGGGGAUGUUUCUCAUCGGGGACUUUCGUCGUCAUCGUCUUCAGGAUCGGAUACUGAAGGGCCCUCUCCUCCUGCCCCUGUGGCGCCUGGCAAAGCUCGCCCCCUGCAGCAGCAGCGCCGUCGCCGGCGGCCCCUGCGGCGGCGGAAGAGAGCCUCUGGAUCUUCCUGUAGUCGUGAGGAGGAGGAGGAGGAAGAGGAAGAAGAGGAUCUUAUUGAUGGCUUUGCCAUUGCCAGCUUUGUCAGCCUGGAGGCACUUGAGAAGGAUGCAACCUUGAAGACCCCAGAGCGGUUGGAGCUUCGGAUGAAGCAGUCCGGAAAAAGAAAGCGGGGCGAGGGGAACAACUCUGAGCCUGAAGAUGAUGAAGGGAAUUCAGAAAAGGGUCGCAGGGGCUGCGGUGGGGAAAGAGCACUGAGAAAACGUAACAAGAGGCGGCGCAAAGAGCCUUCUUUCCAAUCCUUCCUGGAAACUGGAUAUAUAUGUGAUACAGAAAGUGACCCAGAGGAGCAGGCCUCCAUUGAUGACCUCGAACAGUCAUUCACUGUCUCAACCAGCAAAGCCUCGGGACCCAUUGGUGCAUUAAACGGGAGCUGUGAAGCCAAACUCUCUGUGAUCCCUAAAGUCUCUGGCCUGGAGCGGAGCCAGGAGCGUAACUACGAGGCCGACCGGGACCCCUUGAUAGUGCCUUUCCUGCCCAAGGAGCCCCCUUCUCAGGCAGCUGUGGCCUCUGUUCCAACUCAGGCCUUGCCCCCCAGUCCACCUGCCCCACCUUCCACAAGGACUCGGACUCAGACGCCUAAUACUGUUCAUGGGACUCCCCAGCCCAAAGGCCAACCGCCUCCAAUGCCUCAGGGGGGAUCAGCCCCCCACAACCUCACACAGAACCAGCUGCACAUGAAGGUUCCAACCUUUGCCAGCCAGACGCAGGCACAGUAUUCUGUAGGGCUGGACCUCAGCACCGGAGGGUGCAGCCGUGGUGCAGCUCACCCCAAGCCCAUACUCCCCCCAUGCUCCCCUUCUUCCUCUCAACUCCCUCACCGACCCUCUACCCCCUCACUGGCCCUGCCUCCCCACGCCUUUCCGCCCUCCCUUCGCCCCCCUUCCCAUCACCACCCGGGUAUGUUCACCCCCUCGCCCGGCCUCCCACCACCACCCCCGCUGCUUCAAGUUGCUGGGCACCCAGCUGCAGCCGCUGCCAUCUCUGAACAAGAACUAAUCCGACAAGACUUGAGCUCACGAUUCUUGGCUGGGCAAGGCGGGCCUGAGAUGGCAGCCGCUGCCAUCCGCCCACUGGCCUUCCAGUUCCACCAACACAACCACCAGCACCAGCACACCCACCAACACACCCACCAGCACUUCACCCCUUUCCCCCCAGGCAUGGUGCCUGCGCCCAGCCCAGCCAUGUUUGAGAAAUACCCUGGCAAGAUGGAUGGGCUCCUGAGGCAUAAUUUUUAUGCCGCAUUUCCCCCAACCGUGUCGGGGAUCCCCCCGGUCCUGCCUCCCGCUGUGACUUUUGGCUCCUUGCAGGGGGCAUUCCAACCUAAGAGCACUAAUCCUGACCUGCCAUCCCGGCUGGGCGCCGUCCCCCCCAACUUGUCUCAGAAAGGGACCCAGCUCACAGAUCCUUUCAGGCCUACGCUGAGAAAGCCCGGGAAGUGGUGCGCCAUGCAUGUCCGUGUGGCAUAUAUGAUCCUGAGGCACCAGGAGAAGAUGAAGGUAGGGUGGGCCUGUGCUGCCUCCUCCCUCCGCCUGCAUACCAUGAUGGGGAGUGGCCCAGCUCCUGCUGGUGGCCGCCAGAGGGUCACUGCAAGCAAUGGGAGAGGCCUCUCCUCUUCUGCUCUUCUGAUGUCCAUGCCGGCCUCUGGAUGCAAGUCAGGGUUUGGUGACACCCCAAAAUUGGAUUUCCGGAACGACCUCCUAACCUGCCUGCCUGGCACUGGAGCCUUUGGCAGCCUUCCCCACAACCAGGAGCUGGCCCGUCCUGCCACCCUCUUCACAGCCUCUGGUGCUGUCCACCCAGGGAGUGGCUCAUCUUUUGGCCCUGCCAGCACUCCUCAUGGUUCUUUCCUCAGCCCCAGCCCCCACAUUGAUCCCUUUGGCAGACCUACAAGUUUUGCCUCCCUGGGAGCACUCUCCAAUGGAGCUUUUGGGGGCUUGGCCAAUCCGUCUUUCAACCCAGCCUCUGUCUUUGGGCAAAAGGAUAGCCCUGGAGCUCCAGCCUACCCCAGCCCCCAUGAAACAUGGAACCGCCUACACCGCACGCCACCUUCCUUCCCCACUGCCCCACCCUGGCCCAAAGGUGGCACUGGAGAUGGGGCUGAACGCGGGGGUACCCAGCAUGACAAAGAGAGCGAGAAGCCAGAAGGGCCAGUGAUCAAGGACGAAAAGGACAGAGACGCCCUCUUCUCCCGCCAUCCACUGCGUGCCUCUCCAGCCACGCCCACCCCAAAGAACCCAGCCCUGGCCCACGAAGAGCCUCCAGGCCGCCCUCAUGCAGCAGCAGAGCGUGAGCACCGCUAUGGAAGCCCAGCAAGCUCAAGCCAUGCCUCCCGCUCACCGUACCCAGAGCCACCUUUGAAGAAAGAAGUGAAGGUGAAGGAAGAGCCGGAACUGACUGGAUUUGAGGGAGCGCUGCGCGCAGGUGCUCCUUUCCACAGCACCCUCCAUGUCUCCCACCCUCUGGGGACCCUGGCUGUGUUUGAGCGCCCCCAGGCUGGGACUGGAGGAAGUGUCUCCCCAUACUUGGUAGCCGGCCCACCUUCAGCUGCCUCCUAUGCCGCGCUUGAAGCCUGGCGUGAACCCUACCAUCGGGGUCUGGAGUUGCACCCGCUACAACGCCUGCCUCGCUUUCUGGAGACCCCAUCACCCGCUGCCACUGCUGCUGAAGACUAUGAACGGGCUCGGAUCUAUGGCCUGCCACCCCCAACCCACCCCAGCCUCAUGGCUUACCCCCGACACCAGAACGGGCUGCUGGCAAAGGCCACCCCAACGGCUGCCGCUGUGGGACUACUGAGUGCUCCCCCGCCUCUCAUCCCAGCUUCAAAUGCCCGACCCUGUUCUCCUAGGCGUGCCCCUGACAUCCGGGAACUGGCAGCCGCCUACAAGGACCGGGACUCCAGAUAAUGGUGCUACGACGGGGCCCUGGAACAUGAGUACCUGCGCCAAGCAGCUUCCCUUGUCUCCAGCUGGGCCCUGGCCAGAUAUGUAGAACCCCUUCCGCAUUAGUGGGGAUAGACAUCUGGCCUCCUGCCGCCUUAGCCUGAGAGGAAGGCUACCACCACCACCCCAGAAGGACUUAGCUCCCUUCAGCUCUGAGCAUUGGGAACUCUUCCUGCCCCAGACAAAAGACUUGAAAAGUAGUCUUGUGGAAGUGUUAGGGGUGGUGGAGGAGCGGGCAAGAAUCCAGACUUGGGAUGCCCUUAAUCUUUGUUUCUGGCUUUCUUUUAAAGCUCCCUUUGCCCAACUGUGGGAAUUCUUAUUAAAAGAUUUGGUGACUGCUUCCAGCAUUCCUGCUGGGCUGAAAAGAACUUUGGGGUGUGUUCUCCCUCCCUCCAUGGACUGAGGGGAAGGCUGCUUUCAGGGGAAGGGGGACUAUCUUGGGGCACCUCCCCCCACCAGGCAGUGUAAAUAUUUAUAUAUUCUGCCCCAGGCAGGUGGGGAAAAGGUUUUUGUACAUUUAUAAAAGGUUUGAGAUUGUGAUUUUAAAAGUGACUGCUCCCUCUUUUCCUUCCCUCCAGCUCUCCUUGUUUUUACUGUACUGCUCUUUUCUAUACCUGUAUCCAGUCCCUCAUCCUCUCUUCCCCCCCAUCCUUCUGUAAUUGAUCAGAAAGGUGCAGCAAGGAGGGUGCCACGCAUCUGUCCACUGCCCUUUCCUCCCCAGGUUGGUUAAUUAAACCCCAAACUGGUGCUUCUGGAUUC